AUGAUUGACGACAAAUUGCGGGCUUAUUCCAGGAUGGAUGUGUACCACAUGGUCGACCCGCUCGAGAAGUGGCCAAAGGAGAACAACUCCCACAAGCUGACUCUCACUUUGAAAGUCGACGAAGAAAGGGCAAAAAAGGAGAAAAAAGCGGAAAAGGAAAAACUCGAUUUGAUGGUUAAGAAUUGCUGCAGAGAAGUGAUCUACGACAUUGGUUGCUGCACAUUGCACAUUCGUAGACUUACUUUGAAUGAUUGCGAGAGACUCGGCCUUUUGGUCAAAACUACUGCGAGCGAACUGGCAGAUUCGAUUCCCGAUUCGGGGCAUCGAUUUGCCAUGUCCGUCGCCGCCUCCAUCGUCAAUCCUUUCUUUGCCAAGAGAGAGGUCACUGACGGUCUCUCUUACGUCGCCCUCCUCAAGAAUGUGAUCGACCAGCCCGACAAACAACAAAUUUCAGACAAGUUGAAAGAAAUUGCGGACAAAGUCUUUAAUCGCGGGGAUUGCAGUUUGAGGGUGCUCGCAGAAUUGAUGUCGUGGAAAUAUCUCCACGGAGAGAUUAGAGAGAAGGGGGGAGCCUACGGGGCGGGGGCACUCAUGAAUGGUCCUGUCUUCUGCUUCCAUUCAUAUCGGUGGGGGAUAUUCAAUAUUUCAGAGAUCCCAACAACCUGGAGACAUUUGAUGUCUUCGAGAAAUCAGUCGAUUGGGUUUUGGCGAAGGACUCGUUCUCAGAGCAGGACCUUAUGGAGGCUAAAUUGGCCGUAUUCCAAAAGGUAUGGACGGUGGGUUUACUCUAGCUUGAUGCUCCCGUGUCACCAGGCAAGAGGGGAAACCGUCUGUUCAGUCAGGGUAUCGACGACGACAUGUUUCAACAAACUCGCGAAAAUGUAUUUGCCACCACUAAGGAAGAGUUGA
Octopus sinensis (East Asian common octopus) is the source of this 909-nucleotide messenger RNA. RefSeq lists its product as uncharacterized. The record is from RefSeq and is a predicted model, not a curated record. Gene Ontology annotation, molecular function: metal ion binding. Gene Ontology annotation, cellular component: mitochondrial matrix. Lineage: Eukaryota; Metazoa; Mollusca; Cephalopoda; Octopoda; Octopodidae. The transcript is spliced from 4 exons. Bases 1 to 909 code for a protein of 302 amino acids. Gene Ontology annotation, biological process: protein processing.